Messenger RNA from Parnassius apollo (apollo), 627 nucleotides. The record is from the annotation of a GenBank genome assembly. NCBI's taxonomy places the organism in Eukaryota, Metazoa, Arthropoda, Insecta, Lepidoptera, Papilionidae.
AUGACUAAUCACAUAAAAUAUAAGCACAACGAGUUGAUGCCUCAAUUGGCAGGUUCUAUUAAAAGUAGUUCGAAUGAAGUCUAUUUGUCUUCACGUUCUCAAUCGCCACCUGAGCCCUUUUCACCGAUGCCAGUUCCAUCAACUUCAGCGAGAGGCGAAGUUUACAUACAAAAAACUAUUCAAGAUAGUGUAAUGGUCCAGUGGUCGCUUCAGGACUCCCGAUCAAGAGAAAUAAGUGUUGCUAUAGGAGGGAUGAUUGCCUUGAAAACUAAAACUGAAAUACGAUACGGAGUGCUCAGCGCUGCCGCGCUAUCCGUAACUACAGAUUUAUGGACAAAUACAAACAAUAAGGAAGGUUUUUUAAGCUUUACAGCACACUGGUUUGAUAACGAUAUGAAAUUUCGUCACGCGGUACUCCAGAUGAAACAUUUUCCUAUGUCUCACGAUGCACAUAAUAUAAAAGUGUGUCUCGAAGAAAUUCCUGCCUCAUGGAAUAUAAGUGCAGCCAAAAUACACGCUGUUGUGCGAGAUAAUGAGAGGAACAUUGCAAAGGCUAUCGAUGAAUCUAUUUUCAAAGUAGUUCCAUGUUUUAUUCAUACUAUGCAAUUAGCAAUCCUCGAAAAUUGA